ACCGCCUCGAUUGCUCUCUCCAAGCUCCGGAUUAGGGUUUCCGUUCGCAGUUUUCAGAUCUGAAUUCUCCGAUUUGCGGCCGCGUUCCUGGUUCUCCGGCAAGGCAAGCGAUUUAAGUGCUGGAUAGAGCAUCUUGCAGGGAUGUCCGACUUGUUUAUCUACGAGGUUCUCGAGACAGAAGAUAAUUGGUGGAGGGCAUGAUUGACAUGACUAUCAUUGUCUUGAUUGCAGUCUAAGUGUCGGUUUGCAACCCUAGAGUCACUGUUCGGGAAAGUAUUCAGAAUAUCUUUCAUUCUGUUCAUUCAAACUCUAGAUUGUGUUGCCUUUUCAGUUUUAUCUUUGUGUUAGGAUGCAACGCCUGUGAAUCUGGUACUGCUGUAGAGUCUCAUUUCCAUCAAGUUUUAGUUGUUUUAGGCUGACAGAUUAUGUUCUGUUCUGGUAAGUAGUGGGCAGGCAAGAAGGAGAUAUUUAAGCUGUAGAUAUGUUCUGCUAUUGUAAACCCUUCCUUUCAGUCUGCAGUAACAUAAGAUCACUUUCAGUUGAUUGUUUACAAAUUCAACUGAAGAUGUAAAUAUUGUGUACUUUCUCCACUUUAACUUGCAAUAUUGAAGGAUGCUGUGGUGGUAUAACUAUUUCUAGGGAACCGAGAUAUACUCAGGAUUAUAGCUUAGCAGCUAUCAAUUUCCAAAAGCUUGAAGAUAUUAUUUGGGAUGAAUUUGACCAGACUGGUGAUCAUAUAGUACCCCAUCCCUGUCAUGAACAUUGGAUUGAACGAGAACUUCAUAGUGAUAGCUACAAGAAGCCUCUAAGUGAAAUAAUUAACAUUUCAAGUAAAGCUGCUGACCUUUCUAGUGCUAAGUACCUUUGUCAGACAAAGGGGGGAGGAGGAUUUAAACAUCCGAAGAAGGCGAGGGAAACAAUGUUAGAAAAGGAUUCGUGGUCUCACACACCUGGAGGUGCUUUCUGUGAUUCAUGUGAUAACGACUCCAACAAAGAAGUGACAAGCUUGACACCUGAUAAUACAAGAUUGUCUAGCUGUUCCUUCAAAAGAAAUAAAGUUGAUUCAAUUGGGACUGAGUUUUGCACUGAUGGUCCUAUGGUUGGUGAGAGGUGUGUAGCAGAUAGUGAUUCUUACGAUUGUCCUCUUGGUGAUAUUUCUAGGACAGAGAAUGAGCUCAGUUUUUUCAACAAUGAUGGUGAGGACAAGGAAUCUAAUGACCUGUUAUACUAUGGGUGGCCAGAUAUUGGAAACUUCGAUGAUGUUGACAGGAUGUUUAGAAGUUGUGAUUCAACAUUUGGGCUUGGGAGCAUCAACAAUGAAGAUGAUUUGAAUUGGUUUCCAUCAUCACCUACUGUUCAAGGAUCUGAAGAUAUAUUGAAAUCUUAUUUCAAGUUCUCUCAUACAGAGCCCAGUCCAUUUAAAAGUAUGCCAGAACACCUUGAACAUUCUCAACUGAACAAUACAGGUUCUUCAGCCAAUGACUCCACCAUGAACAGUGCAUCUAUUGGCUAUAAAUCUAGUUUUUGGACACCACAAACUGACCGGUCUGAUACUUUAGGUCACUUGACUUUGGUGAAUGGUUCUGAUGCUAUUUCUGAAACAAAGAAUGGACUUACACCUAAGGAGCAGGGACUUGAGUUUAAUGGUGCUGUUUACUCUGAAAUUUCAACUGUCAGCCACUCUAAAGAUGACAGCAAUGGACUGAUCAAUUUUCAUAGGAAGCGUGUGAAUCAUCAUAAUCAGCCAGAACGAAAAAGAAAGGACCGUUGCUUAGAAAAUGGUGGUUCAUCCCAUCAUAUUGGCAGGGUAGGGUCUAAAGGCACAAAGGCCCCUCCUAGGGACUCAUCUCAUCAAGUUUUUGCCUCCCAAGACGCUCACAACCAAAAGAAAAGCAUGGGACCUGAAUCUUUUGAUUUUUUGCAGUCUCAUAGUCCUUGUGUCCAUCUGAACUACAGCCAACCUUUGGAUCAAAUUCCAGUGAGUUCAACACCAUCUGGAUUCAAGUCUGGUAGUAACAACCUAAAAGGGUCUUAUUAUGCAUCGAAUAAAGUACAGUCUAUGGAGGGCUCCUUUGGGGCCCCUGCUAUAGUUGAUGAUAAAAGAGAAAAACUGCAAAGUCAACAAGGAUUUCAUUCUACAUACUUGAGCAGUCCUGAAAAUGUGGAUCUUGUAGUUCAGACUAGAUCUUGUGAUCCAAUUUCAGCAGAAAAGCAUCUACGUUGUUCUCAAAAUGAAGUAGACGGUGCUGGCAUAGUAAGUCCAGCAGAUUUAGAUUCUUCAAAUGUGCAGGAAAACUCCUGCCAGAGCUCUGGGUUGGAUGAAAUCUCACUGGAAGCAUCUAGUUUCCAUCAACUUCAACAAGUCAUGGAAAAGCUGGAUACAAGGACAAAAUUAUGUAUAAGGGAUAGUCUGUACCGCUUGGCUAGGAAUGCUGAACAAAGACACCAUCAGAGAAAUUUGACUGGUGGCAGCAUGGAUGAUGGAGGCAUUGGUGGAGUCUUCAUGGGUGAAGGGACAAAUCAGUGCAGUGGAUUCAUUGAUGUGGAAACUAAUACAAAUCCCAUAGAUCGGUCUAUAGCACACUUGCUGUUUCACAGGCCUUCAGAUUCAUCUGCAAUGCUGGCUCGUGAUGGUCCAUCUCCCAAGUCCUGUACCAUGAUUCAUGGGUCUAUAACCAGUCCACCAAUGAUGGCCGAGAGCGCUGGCGAAGGAGAUAAAAGAGUGGCUAGUCACUGAUGUCGAUUGGCCGAUGCAUUAGCUUCAACACAGUAUAUAUCUAUUAUGGAUUGCAGACUUACGGUGCAAGGUCAUGUGUAAAAUGCAACUCAUGGAAUCCAGGUUUGAUGCCAUGUUCUAGAUGUCUUAUCUGGGAUUUGUUUUUUGCUACAUAGAUGACACCAUCCUUGUAAAGCUAUUUAUGUUUUCAUCUCUUGAGUAUUAAUGUUUCACGGUUGUGGUGCA
Diospyros lotus (date-plum) is the source of this 2962-nucleotide messenger RNA. RefSeq names its product protein LNK1. Lineage: Eukaryota; Viridiplantae; Streptophyta; Magnoliopsida; Ericales; Ebenaceae. The coding region runs from base 920 to 2737 and encodes 605 amino acids. The transcript has 10 exons. Gene Ontology annotation, biological process: circadian rhythm; regulation of DNA-templated transcription. The record is from RefSeq and is a predicted model, not a curated record.